AUGGAAACGCUCAACCACCGGCCGCCGCAUGCUGGAGCAGUGGUCCAGCACCGCCUUGGCCAUGCAGCUCGGCUCUCCCAGCCCAGCCACCAGCCUCGGUCGCCGAUUCCGCUGCUGCCGAACGAACUCUACAUCAUCAUCUUCUCGUUCAUGUCGCCUGCCCAGCUCCGCAAGUGCAUGCAGUGCUCCAAGGCCUUCCAUGCUCUCGCCUUCUAUGUGUAUUCGGCCCACAUCUACCCCCUCAAAGUCUCCGACAUCUUGGUGUCGCAUGCCCGAAGCACGGCCGCCGGCCUGGGCACCAUCGCCGUCUUUGCCCGGGUCUGCUCCGUCGAUGCCAAGAUGGCCAAGAUUGAAUUUUUGGAAAAGAAGCUAGUGGACUCGGCCACCCAUGCAGGCGUCCUCUGCCAGAAAGAGUCUCCCGAUCCCGCAAAGAUCCUCAAGACCGACCUGGGCAAGCGAGUCUGGGUGCGUCGAGAUACCAAGGGCGCUGCCUUCCAGGUGCGGGCUACAGGCUUUGAAUUCUACGGACAUCCAAUGAAACUGGGCUCCUGCAUCACCUUCAGACUCUGGGACGGACACCCGGUCGAGACCCACAUCCUGCGUUACAAGAACGCAUAA
Polychytrium aggregatum is the source of this 618-nucleotide messenger RNA. RefSeq lists its product as uncharacterized. The coding region runs from base 1 to 618 and encodes 205 amino acids. The record is from RefSeq and is a predicted model, not a curated record. The transcript has a single exon. Gene Ontology annotation, molecular function: protein binding. NCBI's taxonomy places the organism in Eukaryota, Fungi, Chytridiomycota, Chytridiomycetes, Polychytriales.